Messenger RNA from Diabrotica virgifera virgifera (western corn rootworm), 390 nucleotides. Its product is annotated as pharyngeal muscle protein 2-like. Gene Ontology annotation, biological process: regulation of transcription by RNA polymerase II; regulation of mRNA processing. The record is from RefSeq and is a predicted model, not a curated record. Gene Ontology annotation, cellular component: nucleus. Bases 1 to 390 code for a protein of 129 amino acids. The transcript has 2 exons. Gene Ontology annotation, molecular function: sequence-specific DNA binding. NCBI's taxonomy places the organism in Eukaryota, Metazoa, Arthropoda, Insecta, Coleoptera, Chrysomelidae.
AUGUCUUCACAGUGUAAGCCGAAACUUUCUGAUCUGCGCCUUACGGAGCUCAGAACAGAACUGGAAAAUCGAGAGCUCGACGCAGCGGGGAAAAAGGCUGAUCUAGUGGUUCGUCUGAAGAACGCAUUACAAGAAGAGGGUCAUGAUCCAGAAACCUACGUGUUUGAGGACAGGCAAACUGCUUUAAUUUCGUCAAUUUCUAAAGAGAUUUCUCAAAUGAAAUGGGACGGACUAUAUGGAGCUGGAGAGGCCAACGACAAGGGAGUCCAAAUGGUAGACGUCGACAUGGACGAAGGUUUUUGGAGACAUGGGACCACGCCCAAACGUCAAGAGGACAAAAAUGGAAAGGAAUGGAUAAUACCCAGUGGACAGAUGUGUAAUCGUGAGUAA